Messenger RNA from Miscanthus lutarioriparius, 1071 nucleotides. The record is from the annotation of a GenBank genome assembly. Lineage: Eukaryota; Viridiplantae; Streptophyta; Magnoliopsida; Poales; Poaceae.
AUGACUAGAAACUUACCGAGGUUGGAUAUGUGGGCAUUGCCGUUUGGCUCAGGGAGUAGUGAGGAUGCAAGAGCUGAGAGCUGUGCUCAAAUCUCAAGAAAGAUUGCUGAAGACGGGAACGCAGAUGUUACAACAGAUGAAUAUCAUCGUUACAAGGAAGAUGUUGAUCUCAUGAAAAGCCUAAAUUUUGAUGCAUACCGGUUUUCAAUCUCCUGGUCCAGGAUCUUUCCAGAUGGCGAAGGGAAAGUUAAUGAAGAAGGAGUACAGUAUUACAACAAUCUUAUAGACUACAUGAUUAAGCAAGGUCUUACUCCUUAUGCCAACCUUAACCACUAUGAUCUUCCGCUUGCACUUCAGAAAAAGUACCAAGGCUGGUUAGGCCCAAAAAUUGUGGACAAAUUCGUUGACUAUGCCGAUUUUUGUUUCAAGACUUUUGGCGAUCUGAGUCAAGAACUGUUGCAAGAUACCGCAAUAAAUACCAGUUCUGAAGAUCAUCGCCUUCUUCCUUCCAUGUUGAACUUUGCAGUUGAAAGAAACGGCGUGCAAAUUGGACAGCUGGCGCACUCAGUUUGGCUUUACAUCGUCCCAUCGGGCAUGUAUGGAGUUGUGAACUACAUAAAGGAAAAGUACCAGAAUCCAACCAUCAUCAUAUCCGAAAACGGGAUGGAUCAACCCGGAAACCUGACACGCGAGGAGUACCUGCACGACACCGUUCGGAUCGACUUCUACAAGAACUACCUGACGGAGCUGAAGAAAGGGAUCGACGACGGCGCAAACGUGGUGGGCUACUUCGCGUGGUCCCUCCUGGACAACUUCGAGUGGCUGUCGGGCUACACGUCCAAGUUCGGCAUCGUCUACGUCGACUUCACGACGCUGAAGCGGUACCCCAAGGACUCGGCGUACUGGUUCAAGGACAUGCUUUCGGGGACGGGCUCCAAGGCCGCCACCCCGCAGACCGGUUCAGGCACCCGUCCAGCUGGUUCGCCGUCAGCCACCUCGAAUGGCGCUGUCCUGCUGGUCUCUCUGUUCGUCUCCUUGUGUGUUCUCGUCUUCAUGGUUACCUCGGUUUAA